CACAUCUCAGCCCAUAUCAGCAUCAGCAGCGGCGUGCACGACUCUGCUAGUGUCUGUAGUCUCUGCAACUCCACAUCUACUUAUACCCCCAGCUGGUCCACGCGCAUCUCUCUCAAUCCCAAUGCCCUCCAAUGCCCUCCGCCGACUUUGCCGCCGCACAAGAGCGUCUCGCAGCGCGCCGCGCCCAACGCGCAUCCCAGCAACGCGCACAUCAUGAUUCCCAAGUUUCCACACGAAGUCCCGCAGUCGGGUCUGGACGCGGUGUGUCGAGAUUGCCGUUUCCGUUUGGGCAACUGGGCGGCGUGGGCGUGAGCGCGUGGGAUGCCAUCAAGGGACGGGAAGGAACGAGGCCGGAAUUUAGGGUUGGUCAGGUUGAUGCAGAGCUCCUCGACGAAGAGCUGUUAGAACUACUAAAGGCCCAGGCUGGCGAGGGUCUCAAGUAUUUCGGAAGCCAUUUAGCGGAUGCAUGGGGUGCUGAGAUACUUCUUGCGUUGCGGUUGAUUCUGUUCAAACUGAGUAUCUGGAACAACAACGCUUCUUACGGCGCUCAUCUCCAAGGCCUACGCUACACCGACGCACGCAGCAAGAGUUCCGCCCGCCCGCCCCCGAAGCCCUGGCAAAAAGCCGCGUACGGCAUCAUCACGAUCGGCGGCCGCUACGGGUGGACGAAAUGGGAAGAAUACCUUCUCGCAACCUCCGAAGACUACACCGUUCCGCAGUCCCACGCGCUGAAACUCGCGGGCAGGAUAACCGAGUACAUCAACAGCGCGCACGACAUGGCGAGUCUAGCAUCCUUCCUCGUCUUCUUACUCAACGGCCGCUAUAGAACCCUGACAGACCGUCUGCUCCGUCUCCGGCUGACUCCAACCUCGCAUUCGACGAGCAGAGAAGUCUCGUUUGAAUACCUAAACCGACAGCUUGUGUGGCACGCGUUCACGGAAUUCUUGCUCUUCCUCCUGCCUCUCGUGGGCAUAUCACGCUGGCGCCGAACCCUGGGUCGCACCUGGCGAAAACUGAAAGCCUCCAUCCUGUCUCUCCUCGGUCGCGGCUCCCCCUCCUCAGGUCCCACAGGCCCCUCGGACCCCUCGGACCCCUCCGCCGACACCGCGUAUCCCACCGGUGAACUCAGCUUCCUCCCCGAACGAACCUGCGCAAUCUGCUAUAGAGAUCAAAACCCCACUGCGGCAACCGAACAAGACAUCAUAGCCCAAUCUGCCGGCGGGGGAGGCGUCGUGGGCUCCGCGGCUACGGAUAUCACGAAUCCGUACGAAGCCGUGGCGUGUGGCUGCGUGUAUUGUUUUGCGUGUUUGGCGCAGCGGAUUGCGAACGAAGAGGGUGAGGGGUGGACGUGUUUGCGCUGCGGGGAGGUUGUGAAGGAAUGUCGCCCUUGGAGUGGCGAUGUUUUGGAAGAGAAAGGCGCGCGGACACACGAAGACGUCGGGCAUGCGGGGAAGAGUGUGGGGUUUGCUGCUACGGGUGGUGCCUCUCACGACGACGACAACGGCGAUAACGAUGACGAUGACGAAAAUGCUGGUCCACACUCACGGCUGAGGGAAGUUGAUCCCAUCCCCGUCGCCGAGGACGUCUCUGGCACCACCGCCUCAAGCGAAGCACGCAUGGGCUUAGAAGCAUCGCGGGGUCUUGACCUUGGAGAUUCAUUAGCUUUAAGUGAGAGUCAGGCGUGGGCGCAUGCCAGUGACGAUCGCAGCAGCUCGGAUUCCGAUCAGCAGAGCGAGGAGUACGAUGAGGAUGAGGAGGAAGAGGGUGAGGAAUUGGAAGACUACUAAUAGGAUAGAGGGGUUGGUCUGGCGGUUUUGUCGCUUCACUAUGUGAUAUGGUUCAUCACGGAUAAGGGAUUUAGGGGGUGCAGAAAUGUCUGUUCUGGACGGGACCCGGGCAUGCACACCAUAGUCACAAGGCAUGAUUGAGUUAUCCAUGUAUACUUGAGGAAAUUCUUUGCAUCUUUUCUAGAUUUCUGGUGCGGACUAGAGGAUUGUAAGGACUAGGAAUUUAAAUCCCC
This is a messenger RNA of Lindgomyces ingoldianus, 2020 nucleotides long. RefSeq lists its product as uncharacterized. Gene Ontology annotation, cellular component: peroxisomal membrane. Gene Ontology annotation, molecular function: zinc ion binding. The transcript has a single exon. NCBI's taxonomy places the organism in Eukaryota, Fungi, Ascomycota, Dothideomycetes, Pleosporales, Lindgomycetaceae. Bases 132 to 1787 code for a protein of 551 amino acids. Gene Ontology annotation, biological process: protein import into peroxisome matrix. The record is from RefSeq and is a predicted model, not a curated record.